UCUUCCGGACUGGUCUGAACCGACCUGAAGCAGAAAGCAGCCGGAGCAACACUACCGUCACCCGGACACAGUGAGCGGUCCACACGCACCCAGCUGCAGACAUUCAGUCCACAAUGUCCUUUCUCUGUGUGCUGAAGACUCGGCUCUUCUUCCGGCAGGUCUCCCCGGUCCUCCGCCUCCCCAUCACCGCCAUGCAGAGACACUACAGCCUGGAUGUCGCCGCUCCUCUGCUGCGGACGCAGGGCUACGUGGACGGCCGCUGGCUCCCCACAGCCUCGGUGUUCCCGGUGCUGGACCCGGCCACCGGGCAGGAGAUCGCCCGGGUGUCAGACUGCGGCCCGGCGGAGGCCAAGCUGGCUGUGGACGCUGCGUACAAGGCGUUUCACUCCUGGAAGCUGUACAGCGCUAAGGAGAGGAGCAUCCUGUUGAGGAAAUGGUUCGAGCUGAUGACGCUGCACAAAGAAGACCUGGCCAAGCUGAUCACCUUCGAAUGUGGUAAACCCAUGCAGGAGUCUCUCGGGGAGGUGGGGUACUCCGCCUCCUUCAUGGAGUGGUUUUCGGAGGAGGCUCGCCGAGUGUACGGCGAUAUCGUCCCGUCACCCGCCAGAGACCGAAAGAUCCUCCUCCUCAAACAGCCUGUGGGCGUCGCCUCCAUCAUCACACCGUGGAACUUCCCCAGCGCGAUGAUCACCAGGAAGGUCGCGGCUGCUCUGGCCGCCGGCUGCACGGUGGUGGUGAAACCGGCCGAGGACACGCCGCUGUCGGCGCUGGCUCUGGCUGAGCUGGCGGAGCAGGCGGGGAUCCCGGCGGGGGUGUUUAACGUGGUCCCGUGCUCCAGAGAGAAGACUCCAUCGGUCGGGGAGGUUCUCUGCACCGACCCUCUGGUGGCCAAGAUCUCCUUCACCGGCUCCACCGCCACCGGCAAGGUGCUGCUGAAACUGGCUGCUGACACCGUGAAGAAGGCGUCCAUGGAGCUGGGAGGCCACGCCCCCUUCAUCGUGUUUGACAGCGCUGAUGUCGACAAGGCGGUGGGCGGAGCCAUGGCCUCCAAGUUCAGGAAUUCUGGACAGACCUGCGUGUGUUCCAACCGCUUCCUGGUGCAGAGCGGCAUCCACGAUCGCUUCAUGGAGAAGCUGGGCCGAGCGAUGGAUGCCGAGCUCCGCCUGGGUCACGGCUCAGAGCCCGGUACCACCCAAGGGCCGCUCAUCAACUCCAGAGCUGCAGACAAGGUGGUCCACCAGAUAUCAGAUGCAGUGUCCAAGGGAGCGAAGGUGCUGAAGGGCGGGAAGCGUCUGGACGGGUCCUUCAUGGAGCCCACUCUGCUGGCCGACGUCACCACAGACAUGAUCUGCACCAAGGAGGAAACCUUCGGCCCGCUGCUGCCCGUCAUCAGGUUUAACACAGAGGAAGAAGCUCUGGCUAUCGCUAACGCAUCGAAUGUCGGGCUGGCAGGUUACUUCUACUCGCAGGAUGUCAGUCAGAUCUGGCGGGUGGCGGAGGCGUUGGAGGUGGGUUUAGUUGGAGUCAACGAGGGCCUCUUGUCCACCCCGGAGGCCACAUUCGGCGGGGUCAAACAGUCCGGUUUGGGCCGCGAAGGCUCCAAGUACGGCAUUGACGAAUAUCUGGAUGUGAAGUACAUGUGCUUCGGAGGCCUGAAACCCUGAAUCAGGAGGACGCUGCGCUGCAGGUCCAGUGGUAGUACACUCAUGUAACGGUGGUCAGAACUGUAGAUCUCAGGUUCUAAUUGAUUUGAUUUAACCCUAACCAAUACAAAAUAACCCUUUAAAUUAGAGUCGGAGGGGUCCAGACGUCUCUGGACACAGAAGUAUGUCAAACGAUAGGACACGUAUUGAGUAUUUGGUGCAUAAAAUGUGAUUUUGGACACAGCCACAGACGUGUUUGUGCUUAGUUACAGUUGCUAGGCUGUGAUUGGAAUUAUGAUGUUGGUGCAGACAUCAGAUACGAGCCAAUCAGAAUCUAGUAUUCUCUGUGACUAUUGCAUACAAGCCUCGCCGUUUUCUUUUCCCCCACGGUCACAAGCUCUACUCGCGUCAUCGCUUGUAUGAUUACUACUGAUAACAUCCUAUCUAUCAUAUUUGGGUUUAAUUACAUUUAACAUUUUUUUUCCCCCGUAAUUACGAAUUGGAAGUUAACAUGAACAAGUCAGAAACAGUAAUUACAAUGCGACGUGAACGCACCAUUAUAUUUUUUCCCACAUGGUAACAAGUCCCACAAGUGAAUUUUCUACAGUAGCACAUAGAUGAGUUUAAAAUGGUAAAGAAGCUGCAAAGCUGCACCGUGGUAAUAAACGGAGAUUUACUGUGAUAAAAUAAAUGAAAAUACAUAAAAUGUUUCGCUAGAUUUUUGUAAAAUCAUUGUGUUUGUAUUGAACAUCCUGAUGUCCUGUAGUAAGCCUGUAAAUGCGAAGUCUGUAUUUUUUUAAUAAUUAAAAUACUUAUAUGCUGACAUAUUUGGACACGUUCAAAUUGGGUCCAAGUAAUCAUUUUAAGCAUGUGCCAUUUAUACAAAACGUACUUGCCGUACUGAUGUUCAGUGGAGCAUUGGGUAGCUUCUGAAGUCUUUCAACACAUUUCAAUCAUGUGGUAGACAUCAUAAAUACAUAAAUAAAUAUAAAUGUUGAACACAUGGCCUGAUGUUUAUGUUAGGACGCCACUUUGAACGUGUAUGUACCAAUUUUUUUGGAAGAAAUAAAGCAAUAGUUUAAUAAAUACCUUGUUAUUGUGUAGAUGGAUGUUUUAAACCUCGCAGGAAGCUUUUUUUUCUGAGCCUCUGUUACCUGAAAGUAAAAUCACGGUUGCAAAAUGUUACAAGUGCCAAUAACUGACUUUUAUUUCUUACAGUGUUGAAAAGCAGUACAGUGAGUAUUUUAGGUUUAUUAAAGAGUAACUUGACGCCCCCUGCUGACCUCCAGUGGUUUAACUUCCACCAGAGAGGGCAGCAUUUCAGCUGUUCUGUCCCCGAGCAGGUGAGCAGCACAGAUUACAGUCUAACUGAUGGAGCUCGGCCCUGUUCUUCGUAAGUCACUGAGCUUGAUUUGACUAAUUUGACAUGACCCGUAAUUUCCAAGGUUUUAAAGAUUAAGACGAAUGACUCGCUAUCGUAUCGUAUCAACUACGUUUUGUGUCGUUAGGAGAUAAAGAUGUCUACGUCCUCGUUAUGAGAUUCAAAUCUUGUUAUUAGGAGUACAGAUCUCACCCUUUUUUCGCAUUUAAGAGAUACAUGUCAUUGUUUGGACAAAGAUGUUUUAAUUAAUAGAUGUGUACAUAGUUAUUCUGAGAUACAAAUUGUGUAAUUAUGAUGAAUGGAUCUUGUUAAGCCAACUUCAUAAAACUGACAAAUACAGCAUUUGUUUGUGUGAAAUCAAGCUAACUAUUGAAACAUAUGAAAACCAGGGCCCAUAUUUCCUCCUGCAGAAGCCUAAUGAAGUAAACCUAAUAAUUUAUUUGCUAUGAUGUUGUAUACUGACAGUUUCUGUUCUUUGGGUUUGUAGCAGAUUGCAUUUCUGAUAUAAAGUGAAACUGGUCUUAAUUGUGAUAUAACGUAGUCCAAAAAAUAAUUUUGUAUUUCUGACUAUAGAUAUUAAUGGAAAAUUAAAGUGGAAAUUGUAAUAUUA
Molecule: messenger RNA, 3634 nt
Organism: Sebastes umbrosus (honeycomb rockfish)
Lineage: Eukaryota; Metazoa; Chordata; Actinopteri; Perciformes; Sebastidae
Gene: aldh5a1
Product: aldehyde dehydrogenase 5 family, member A1 (succinate-semialdehyde dehydrogenase)
Exons: 10
Coding region: 114-1664 (516 amino acids)
Biological process (GO): GABA catabolic process
Molecular function (GO): succinate-semialdehyde dehydrogenase (NAD+) activity
Source: RefSeq, a predicted model, not a curated record